This is a messenger RNA of Bipolaris zeicola 26-R-13, 504 nucleotides long. RefSeq lists its product as uncharacterized. The record is from RefSeq and is a predicted model, not a curated record. NCBI's taxonomy places the organism in Eukaryota, Fungi, Ascomycota, Dothideomycetes, Pleosporales, Pleosporaceae. The coding region runs from base 1 to 504 and encodes 167 amino acids. The transcript has 2 exons.
AUGCGUUUCUCCACCGCCGUUGCCGUUGCGCUCUCUGCCUCUGUCAGCCUUGUCGCUGCCCAGGACAAGUGCGAUGCUCAAAACAUCGUCGACACGUGCGUUUCCGGCUACCAGUCGCGCAUCGAUGCCUGCAACAAGAAGGGCAACGACUUCAUCUGCCUGUGCGACGUCUACCGUGAUGUCCUCGUCUGCUACAACAACUGCCCCGACUCGCUCGACAGGCCCCCGGUCGAGAACACCGUCACCUCGUACUGCAAUGCCGCUGAGCCCCUGCGCGCCGCUGCUUCCAGCUCCAUGGCUUCCGUUGCUAGCGUAGCCGCUACACAGUCGCACGCUUCGGCUACUAAGACCAGCGAGCCUACUGCUACUGGCUCUGGCUCUGGCUCGGCCAGCUCUACUUCCCCAACUGCCCCUGCUUUCUCUGGUGCUUCCGGUGCCGACAAGAACAGCAUCAAGGCCGGUGCUGCUCUCCUUGCUCUCGUUGGUGCUGCCGGACUUUUGUAA